Molecule: messenger RNA, 1231 nt
Organism: Benincasa hispida (wax gourd)
Lineage: Eukaryota; Viridiplantae; Streptophyta; Magnoliopsida; Cucurbitales; Cucurbitaceae
Product: nuclear protein
Source: RefSeq, a predicted model, not a curated record
CCACUCACUGCAUCAUUCUGCUUAUACAAUCCCCACAACAAUGUCUUCUUUACCUCACCUGGUUAAUUUCCUUCUCAGCCAUGGCCGCCGCAAUUUCCUUCACAAUCUCUAAACCUUCUCUCUGUUCUCAACUCUCUAAACCCGUUUCUAGAUUUGGGGCUCGCCGUCUGAGAAUCAUGGCUGCGGCUACCGGAACUAAGGUGGUGCCCGCGGUGAUUGUUGGAAGUGGCCGCGUUGGGAGGGCGCUGCUGGACAUGGGAAACGGUGAAGAUUUUUUGGUGAAGAGAGGCGAGUCCGUCCCCCUUGAUUUUUCGGGUCCGAUUCUUGUAUGUACCAGGAAUGAUGAUCUUGAGGCUGUUCUUGAAGCCACUCCUCGAUCGAGAUGGAACGAUUUGGUUUUUUUCCAGAAUGGAAUGUUGGACCCUUGGUAUGAAAGCAAAGGUCUGGAUGAUGCUAAUCAAGUCUUAGCAUAUUUUGCUAUCUCAAAGCUCGGAGAGGCUCCUGUGGAUGGAAUAACGGAUACCAAUCCUGAAGGACUGACAGCAGCGUACGGAAAAUGGGCGUCUGCCGUAGCAGGAAGGCUCAAUGCUGCUGGCCUCUCCUGCAAGGUUCUUGGCAAGGAAGCCUUUGAGAAACAAAUGUUGGAGAAGCUGAUUUGGAUUUGUGCAUUUAUGCUUGUUGGAGCACGUCAUCCAGGUGCGACAGUGGGUGCCGUGGAGAAGGAUUAUCGCUCUGAAGUUUCUAGCCUCAUUGCAGAACUUGCAUCUGCAGCUGCAGCUGAAAGGCAGUUGGUGUUCGAAGAAGGUAUAGAGGAAAGAUUAUGUGCGUAUUCUCGUGCUGUCGCACACUUUCCAACGGCAGUAAAAGAGUUCAAAUGGCGAAACGGGUGGUUCUAUUCUCUGUCUGAGAAAGCCAUUGCUGCAGGAAAACCUGACCCUUGCCCUCUGCAUAGUGCUUGGCUUAAGGAGCUGAAAGUUGUCGAGGAAUGAUCCAGUAUUGCCGUUACAUGGAUUUCCUAUUGCACAACCGUUCUCCAAUCCAAAGUGUAAAACCUUCUUUUUGUUCUAAAAAGUAGAUUUUGUGUAUGUGUUGUUCAUCAUCUAGAAAUCACCUCCAGUCACUUGUUUUAGGAGGGGAUAACGUUAACUGAGCCCUACCCUCGAUCAUCUGUACCAUCCUGAAUUUGUUGACAAUAAAUAAAAUGCAUCGAUAAUGCUAAGAGAUCACCUCA